AUUGGAAAUGGUUCAAUAUCGAUGGUGGGAAACGAAUUAAGGUCAGAAACUCAAUCUAAUAGUUUAAACUUUAAAAGAAUUAUUAAUUCAAUUCCACUAUCCGAUUGGUUUAGUUUUGUUAUAAUUCGGUUAUAUAUGAUCAAACCAAUCGGUUUGGUCCUAAAGAUAUGGAUAAAUAUCACCAACACCAGUGUUAAACACAUAUCACCAAACCUAAAGUUAGAUAAACAGAGAGAAAAUGGUAAAAGCUAUCGUUUCCAUCUUCGUUGUCUUUUUCAUCUUCUUCUUAGUCAUUUCCGAUGUCCCGGAGAUAGAAGCGCAAGGUAACGAGUGCUUGAAAGAAUACGGCGGUGAUGUUGGUUUCAGAUUUUGUGCGCCUCGGAUAUUUCCGACGUUUUGUUAUACAAGAUGCCGUGAGGACAAGGGAGCUAAAGGUGGAAGAUGCCGUUGGGGACAGGGCAGUAACGUCAAAUGCUUAUGCGACUCCUGCGACGAUACUCCGCGAUAAAAUCUAAAUAAAGAAAUCGCUAAUAAAUGCACUAUGGCUGCAAUAGACGCAAUCGCUAAUAAAAUACACGUUGUGUUUACGUACUUGCACAAGUUUUAGUCAUGGUUUGUGUAAUAAAUGAAUGUGAAUGGUCCAUCCAAGUGAUAAUACAAUAAUGAAUGUGAAAUAAGAAAUAAUGAAAGUGUGACUUUUGUUUCUACGAUCA
This is a messenger RNA of Arabidopsis lyrata subsp. lyrata, 713 nucleotides long. Its product is annotated as defensin-like protein 195. Gene Ontology annotation, biological process: defense response. Gene Ontology annotation, cellular component: extracellular region. Gene Ontology annotation, molecular function: sodium channel inhibitor activity. The coding region runs from base 239 to 508 and encodes 89 amino acids. The record is from RefSeq and is a predicted model, not a curated record. Lineage: Eukaryota; Viridiplantae; Streptophyta; Magnoliopsida; Brassicales; Brassicaceae. The transcript has 2 exons.